CUACCGUCCUGUAUGGUUCACAGCUCAUACCGGCCGAACAAACUUGAUACAUUUUAGUUGGACCAAUCGCAGGCAAGACGUUAAAGCAUUGUAAACACUAAUAAGUACGAAAACAAAACUACAAACUAUAAAAGUAUAAACGUCGUUUCCUAGUUUCGACUUUCGUUUUCGUACCGUUGGCCAAGUAAAUUGGCAAUUCCUAUUAUUUAAUUACAAUAGAGUCAAUCUUCCAACAUGUCGAAAGCACAUCCACCGGAGCUCAAAAGAUACUUGGAUAAAAAGUUAUCAUUAAAAUUAAAUGCUAACCGUCAGGUAGCAGGCGUACUACGUGGCUUUGAUCCAUUUAUGAAUCUCGUAUUGGAUGAAACCGUAGAAAAAAUCAAAGAUGGUGUUGUGAAUAGUAUUGGGAUGGUGGUUAUAAGAGGAGAUAGUGUUUUGACUAUAGAAGCAUUGGAUAGGAUUGAUCAACAUUAAAGAUGUAUUUUUCUGUUUUUCUUAUAUAAUACAUGAAUUUAUAUUUAAGA
Molecule: messenger RNA, 524 nt
Organism: Myzus persicae (green peach aphid)
Lineage: Eukaryota; Metazoa; Arthropoda; Insecta; Hemiptera; Aphididae
Gene: SNRPG
Product: probable small nuclear ribonucleoprotein G
Exons: 4
Coding region: 235-474 (79 amino acids)
Biological process (GO): spliceosomal snRNP assembly; mRNA splicing, via spliceosome
Cellular component (GO): catalytic step 2 spliceosome; U1 snRNP; U12-type spliceosomal complex
Molecular function (GO): RNA binding
Source: RefSeq, a predicted model, not a curated record